Messenger RNA from Fomitiporia mediterranea MF3/22, 1080 nucleotides. RefSeq names its product Prp18-domain-containing protein. Gene Ontology annotation, biological process: generation of catalytic spliceosome for second transesterification step; RNA splicing. The transcript is spliced from 5 exons. Lineage: Eukaryota; Fungi; Basidiomycota; Agaricomycetes; Hymenochaetales; Hymenochaetaceae. The record is from RefSeq and is a predicted model, not a curated record. Bases 76 to 1080 code for a protein of 334 amino acids. Gene Ontology annotation, cellular component: U4/U6 x U5 tri-snRNP complex; U2-type post-spliceosomal complex; U5 snRNP.
CUUGACGCUCUCAAAUCCGAAAUCGCAGUGAAGCGCAAGCUCGCCACGGAUGAAACAGCUCGACCAUCGAAGUACAUGCGUCGAGGUGAACUCGAAAAGCUGAAGGCCGAGCAGGAGCGGAGGGAGAAGGAGGAAAAGGAGAAGCAAAGGCACAAGCAAGAACAGGAGGAACGCGAGGCGAAAGAAGCGAAAGAGAAACUGAAAGCUGCGAGAGCAUUCUCAAAUUCGCCAAUGCCGCCGGAGUCUUCAGGCUCUGCACGAGAGUCAGCUUUGGGAUCACCUGCUCCUGAGACCGGAGGCUUUAAUAUCUCAAAUGAAGAUGCAAUCCGUCGAUUGCGUGCCAAGGGCCAACCUAUCCGUCUUUUCGGCGAGACUGAUCGCGAACGACGACUACGACUGCGUGCUCUCGAACUUAUCGAGGAAAAGGGUCAUGACCGUCAUGGCGGUCAGAACGACUUCAAGAAAGCGUUGGAGGAUGUGGAAACCAACGAACUCGAGGCAAAGGCGAAGGGAAAGGAGAGGGAGAAAGAUCCAAAGAAUAAGGAUGACGCGGACACGUCUGGGACAGUGAUAAUCGACCCCGAUUUGAUCAAGACAGACCCGGACAAGCUGUAUCCGCUAAUCUACUACGCUCUUAAGAAGACGCUUAGGGAGUGGGGCGAAGCUAUGGAUGAACGUCCGGAGCACAUCAAACGGUCGACUCAGGGAAAGCUAGCAGCCGCAACUCAAGUUCAGUCUGCACAAUACCUUAAACCUCUUUUUAAGAGUCUUCGGUCACGAAACCUCCCUGCAGAUGUACUGGCUCGAAUAGCCGAGAUAGUUUAUUAUAUGCAGAAGAGACAAUACCAGAGGGCCAACGACUCAUACCUUCGUUUAUCAAUUGGAAAUGCCCCUUGGCCUAUUGGUGUUACCAUGGUCGGUAUUCACGAACGAUCUGCGCGAGAAAAAAUCGCUACGGAUCAAGUAGCACACGUCUUGAACGAUGAAGUGAGUCGGAAAUAUAUCCAGAGCCUGAAGCGACUCCUCACGUUCUCUCAGACCAAGUAUCCUCCAGACGAUCUGACGCAACUUAUGGGAUGA